Molecule: messenger RNA, 4846 nt
Organism: Paramuricea clavata
Lineage: Eukaryota; Metazoa; Cnidaria; Anthozoa; Malacalcyonacea; Plexauridae
Source: the annotation of a GenBank genome assembly
UGGUCUUGUUGUGGCGCAUUUUACUGCAAACUGGGCACCUCAGUGCAAACAAAUGGCCGAAGUCAUUGAUGAACUUGUCAAAGAUAAUGUACAUGUGAAAUUUUUACAAGUAUGUGCAUUAUUAUGAUUUAUUUAUGAAAAACCAGUAGUGGAGACAACGGGAGAAGUACUGUAGGGUGAAGAAUUGAAUUGAAUUGAAUUCUCCCCCCCCUCCCCCACCAUAAGGAAAAACUUUUAAGAAACUAAUUAGAAUAGCUUGGGCAUUUUCUGAAUUUUUAAAAAAAUUCCUGUGUUUUAAAAAAUUUUCUCCCCUAGUUGCAUUUUACCAAAAAAUUUUAAAACAUGUUUUUAUUGAUCGAAAGUAAUUGUUUUGAGGAAAGAAAAGGUUUUCGACACUUUUAAGAAAGUUUAGAAUAAUUUGGGGCAGUUUUUGAUUUUUAAAAAAAUUUCCUGUGAUCCCCCUUUGCUACUCCUAGAGUACCUGUGGUCCUUCCUUUGCAUUUGACCAAAAUUUUUUAAAACAUGGGUUUUUUUAUCGAAACUAAUUUUUUGAUGAGAGGAAAGGUUUUUGACAAUUUUCAUAAAGUUUGGACUAGUUUGAGGCGGUUUUUGAAUGUAAUUUUUGAAAAAUUUCCUGUGGUCCCCGAAUGUCUGCAGUACAAGUAAUAACGUUUUUUAAAAUAAAAAUUCUUUGAUGUAGCUCAUAUAAAAUAUAUUUGCUAGAUUGAAGCAGAGGAUAUUGUCAGUUUAUCUGAGAAGUUCAACAUUGCCUCCGUACCAACAAUACUUUUUUUCAAGGUAUGAUAAUUAUAUUUUGCCAAAGUAUGUUAACUCAUUGAGCACAGCUCUCCCCUGGGUGAGUAAGAUUAUUUGACAUUAGACAGAGUGAAAUAAGAAAGUGGGGCGAAGUACAACUUAAUGGGUUUACAACCAUCGUAUUGUUAAGAUAUUAUCAGAUUAGAGACCAGUAGGUACAGUACAUGUACAGUAGAGAUGGAGCCAUUACGGUACAAUUGAUUGAACAGGAUUGCUGACGUAUUGCCAUGUCAUGCUGAGGGUGGCAACAAAUAUCAUGCAGAUGAAUUAAGCAAUAUUAGUCUAACUUGCCUUAACAUAUUGAACUCAGCCAUCAAGUUGUAUUAUUCCUUAAUGUACCCAACUUUUAUUAUUUACUCUGUCUAAUGCUAGACAAUUUUACUUGUCAAAGGGGGAGCACUGGAACUCUAUAAUUGACCUGUUAAUGACGAGAAAGGAAUGAGUAAAAUCAUGAUAUUACAUUGUUUUGUUCCAAUGAUCUUUACUGUUUAUUAAAUUAAUGAGAGGGUAUAGUGUGUAUGCUGUAAAUGAGUUUAUACAUUUGUAGAAUGAAAAAGAAAUAGACAGACUUCAAGGGGCAAAUGCUCCUGAACUGACGAAGAAAGUUACACACCAUGCAAGUACGUUUGUUGCACCAGUGACAAACAUAGGAAGUGACAAAAAAGAAGUAAGUGCACCAUAUAUGAUGCAAAAAUCAUUCCCUAACCCUUACUCCAACCUCACUUUGAUCAUGUGGCUUUUUAAUUCAUAGAGUCUUAAUGAGAAAUUGAAAAGAUUAAUAAACAGUUCACCAAAUAUGUUGUUCAUGAAAGGAACUCCAGAACAGCCUCGAUGUGGUGAGUGCCAUGUACUGUAGCACUGUACAUAUAGUAAAUGUCAUCUUUUGCAUAUGUAGGUGGAUGUUCUGGGGAGUGUCAGAAAAGCUCAGAUUCGUACUCAAAUUCUUAUUAUUUAUGGCAUUUUGGACACCAAUAUCAAACUUAUGGGCCUUAAUAAUUAAUCUGCCCUUGACUUUUAGCAAUAAUAUUUACAUAAAUUGCAACUACAGUAUAUCUGACUGUACAGUAUAUCUGUUUUACUGUAUAUCAUACUCGUGCAGUACAGUGGCUUUGCUAUACGAAAUCAGUAAAUGAAACGCCUUAAACCCAGUGGCGAAGCUAGCAACUGGUCAUCCUAUGCAAAUUGUAACACUUUCAAACUAUCCAACCAGUUGUCUUUGGUUUGGAGAGAAAAAAGGCACUGAUAACUAACUUAAAAGAAAGGCACUGAUAACUAACUCCAAUUAGAGUAUAAUUAUUAUUUUAUUUCUAUUCAGGAUUUAGUAAACAGAUUUUACAAGUUCUGACUGGAUAUAAAUUUGGUUCAUUCGAUAUUUUAACUGACAAUGAAGUCAGACAAGGUAAGGGUCAGAAAAUUGUUCCUUCAUAAGUACUGCAGUAAUAAUUCUUGUUUCCUACAUUUAAAAAAUGGUUGAACUGAGUUUUCAAAUCAGCUUCACACCAUCAAAAAUGUACCAUAAAAUUAUUAAACUAAAUUAGUAGCACCCCUCAUAAUGUGUUAACCCCCUCAUAAUGUGUUAACCUCCUUCGAGGGCUAUCAACUAAAGUUAGUUGUUACAUUAGAAUGUCUAUAGUAUUGUUUAAUUAACACUAGUCUUAAAUCAUUUGUCACACAGGUUUGAAGACGUACUCAAAUUGGCCAACGUUUCCCCAGUUUUAUGUUAACGGAGAAUUAGUUGGAGGAGUAGACAUUGUGAAGGUACAAAAUGUUGAUCAAGUAGUAAGGUAUACUGAGAUACUGUAGUGUAUGGACAAUAUAUUGAUCUAGUAUGUAGUGUCAAUAUUCGUGAUGGUAGUUUACGUAAUUGCCAUAAAAGAAAUAAACCAUAAAACCAUCAAUAUUUUGUUAUAGGAACUCUCAGAAAGCGGUGAAUUACAGACAAUGUUAGCAGAGGCAAAAGUAGAAGAUUUAAACGACAGGUAAGUGAUGGUUUUUUUAACAUACUGUAAAGUAAAAUUGUCUGACGUAUGUAAGACUUUUAAAAAUUAAAAAUUAAAAGUAAAUGUAUUUUUUCUUCACUCUCGCAAUAUUUUUCCUUUGGGCUGACAAACGUCCUAUCAAAAGCACGUGGAACUGAGCAUGUUAAUAAUUUUAACUGGUGUGCUGGCAACAAUAAAUAGCCCAAUAAUUUAUCUCAGUACUGUUAUUGAGUUACAUAUGCGGCCUUCUUGGCCUCGUUCGCGUUCUAAAAUUCCAUUCAAUUACAAUCACAUAAAUGAGACCAAGAAAGCUUAUAUUAAAGCUGUCUGUAUCAUGAAAGUAGUCUAUUUACUUUAGUGACUUUAGCAUUACUGGCUUAGGCCCCAUGUGAGCGAAGGGUGGGCCCAGGGCGGCUGAUAGGGGGACACUUUACCCCCGGGUCCCCAGCUCAAAAGGAUGUAAAUCCUAGCUGCGUUAUAUUGUCAGAUAAUAUGGAAUAAGGUGUAAUAUAUUGUAAAACACCGCUUCUUCCCAUUUACAAUUAGGACGUACGUCAUAGGGUCCCCCUUGGAUUGCCCGCGCACCCUCUUGGCGGCCCUGGGUGAGACUCGGGGUUUUGAGCAAACAAAACUAAAUCUGUUAUUCAUAAAACCAAUCAUUUUAUUUAGGCUGCACAAGCUUAUCAAUUCUGCACCAGUACUACUCGUCAUGAAAGGAUCCGCGCAGGUUGGUUUAUAAAGAAAUAAUGCACCGCAAAAAUACCGCCAAGGACCCAGACGUCUUUACUGUACAUAAGCGCCGUACAGGUGGAGAACAAAACGUGUACAAUUCUUGGGUUUCAAUCACGUGAUGCUUUAGCAUAUAGUUUACUCAAGUGGUCAACUAAAACAACAAAGAAACAAAAUGGCUGUCGACACAUCUCAUGCAAAUGAGUUCUCCGACUAUUAUAAAAGCCAAAUAUAAACAAUAUAAAAGCCGUUAUUUACCCUUGGCACAGACCCCCGAGUGUAUGUGACGUCAAAUGUAACCUGGGAGUACCAAACUGUAAUAUUGGCGACAAUGUAAUAUUAGUUACUUUGUUAUUUUAGCUUUUUCUUCCAAAUUAAUACACUGUAUUGCCAUACUCUUUGCCUUGUUUCCCAUUCGCUUAUAUUGCCUUGCAUUCCCUUGUGUAAUUUUAUCCUGUGCAGAAAAAUCAUUCUUCCAGAGCUCACAUUUGAAUAACAGGCUCAAAUUAUUUUGCUCUGUAUAUAGGAGCCAAGGUGUGGUUUUAGCCGACAGAUGUGCCAGCUUCUUGAAAACUAUCCAAGGUUAGUUUCCUCAAACUACUUGAAUGUACUCCAAAUUUGUUUCAAACCUUUUUUCCUUUCAUCAAAAUAAUGGCUUUCUUAAAAUACAAUGGGCCUUGAGGUCCUGACCCUUUGGUUUUUUCGCCUUUUUCAAAAGUUCAAACGUUGCAUGAAACCGCUUCUGAAACUAUUGAAUACAGUAACUGUGGUUAUGUAAAUAAAUUGCAAUUGAUCUAUUUCGUUUCCUAGUGUGAAAUUCUCAAGUUUUGACAUAUUGAAAGACGAAGAGGUAAUGUCGAAAUGUCUUUAUCUUAAGAUUUGUUUGUCGCUUUUAUUGCUCGUCUAGCGCAAAAUUUGUUUAACUCUGGGUUAAAAUUUAACCUUAUUAACUCGCUGUUUUGGUUUGCAAAAUUCUUCAGGUCGUUUUGUUUUAAAAAAUUCAGAAAAUCGGGAACUUUUAUUGAUCCAGACAACAUUUCUGGAGAAAUAUUUUGUAUUUUUCUAUUUCUAUCCUAGGAUUAAGCUAAAUGGCUGUUGAACAACCGGCCCCUGGGCUUUAAGUCUUUUGCUGUGUAAAAAUCAAGGUGUCAAUAGGUUCUUGCACCCAAUAGAUAAAGGCCAAAACCAGUUUGUGGAAUUUUUCAGGUACGUCAAGGUAUCAAAAAAUAUUCAAACUGGCCAACAUUUCCUCAACUGUACGUCAAUGGAGAGCUCAUUGGGGGACUGGAUAUAGCCAAGGUAAACUGAAUGAUGUUAAUUUG